AUGGCGUCUGAGCAAGCGCCUCCGCGCAACGUGCGCGUGAUGGCGGAAGCGGAUCGGGAGGCGGAGCAACAGGCUGAGCGGAAGGAGGAGGCCCCCGGCGCAGCGGGGAGACCUGCGGAGGAGAGGGGAGGCGGGGAGAGCGCGGGGAAGACGCACAAGUACACGAACCGACUGGCCAAGGAGCAGAGCCCGUACCUGCUGCAACAUGCGCAUAACCCGGUCGACUGGUACCCGUGGGGGGAGGAGGCAUUCACGCGGGCGCGGGAGGAGGGGAAGCUGAUCUUCCUGUCAGUGGGGUAUUCCACGUGUCACUGGUGCCACGUCAUGGAGGUGGAGUCCUUUGAGCGUGCUGACGUGGCGGAUGUCAUGAACGAGGGCUUCGUGAACAUCAAAGUCGACAGGGAGGAGCGCCCUGACGUGGACAAGGUCUACAUGACAUAUGUGCAGGCCACACAGGGCGGGGGGGGCUGGCCCAUGUCGGUCUUCCUCACGCCCUCACUGCACCCCGUCUUUGGCGGCACCUACUUCCCUCCGGAUGACAAAUACGGCCGCAUCGGCUUCAAGUCGCUGCUCGGACGAGUCCGCUCUGUGUGGGAGCAGCGGCGCAGUGAGGUGCAGAGCGGUGCAGAGGACGCAAUGGCACAGCUGCAAGAGGCCAUGCAAGGGGGAGCGGCGGCGGAGGCGGCAGGAAAGGGGAAGGGGAAGGCGGAGCAGCAGCAGAUGGGGAAAGAGGAUCAGGAGGAGGAGCGGGUGUUGAAACUUGCAGAGAAGGCGGUUCAGCUGUGCUCAGAGCAGCUUGCUUCAAGAUAUGAUGAGGACUUGGGGGGGUUUGGGUCUGCGCCCAAGUUCCCCCGCCCCUCUGAACUCAAUCUGCUGCUGCGGGCGCACCUGCGGGGGGAGGGGGGGAAGGGGGAUGCGGGGGCGGCGGGGGUGGGGCGGAGGGUGGUGAGGGGGAAGGGGCCGGGGGCGCUACAGAUGGUGGAGCAUACGUUGGAGUGUAUGGGGAGAGGGGGCAUGCAUGACCAUGUGGGAGGGGGCUUUCACCGAUACUCCGUGGAUGAAUACUGGCAUGUCCCCCAUUUCGAGAAGAUGCUGUACGAUCAAGGCCAGCUCGCCAAUGCCUAUCUCGACGCGUUCCUCGUCACCGGCCGCCAGGAUUUCGCGCGCAUGGGGCGGGAUGUUUUGGACUAUGUGCGGCGGGACAUGACACACGGGGAGGGCGGCAUCUACAGUGCGGAGGACGCUGACAGCCUGGCAGCUGUUGGGGAUGAGAGGAAGAAAGAAGGAGCCUUCUACGUGUGGAGUGAGAAAGAGAUUGCAUCCAUCCUCGGCCCCUCCACCCCUCGCCUUCGUCUCUUCACCACUCUCUACACGGUGCGCAAGGACGGCAACUGCGACCUCUCUCGGCGCUCCGACCCACACAACGAGUUCGCAGGGCUCAACUGCUUCAUCCAGCGCUGCUCAGUUUCAGACGCAGCGAAGCAGGCAGGAGUGCCGGAAGAAGAGGCGGAGACGAUGCUGGGAGAGUGCCGCAAGUUGCUGCAUGAAGCCAGGAGCAAGCGACCGCGCCCCCACCUGGAUGACAAGGUCAUAGUGGCAUGGAACGGCCUAAUGAUAUCAGCCUUCGCCCGAGCAUCUCGGAUCCUCCAAUCAGAGCCCGCCACGUCACCCCAUUACUUCCCCGACGACGGAUCCCCACCAUCCAUCUACCUCGCCUGCGCCGAACGGGCGGCGAGUUUCGUCCGGUCUAAGCUCUACGACCAGGAAUCCAAGCGGCUGAGGAGAAGCUUCCGGGAAAGUGCGUCGGAGGUGUGGGGGUUUGCGGAUGACUACGCCUUCCUGGUAGCUUCCUUGCUCGACCUGUUCGAAGCGUCGGGCGAUUCUGAUUGGCUGGUGUGGGCCAUGGAGCUACAGGAAACACAGGAUCGGAUCUUUUGGGAUGAACAGCAGGGAGCCUAUUUCAACUCGGCGGAGGGCGACCCUUCACUGCUACUGCGCAUGAAAGAGGAUUAUGACGGGGCGGAGCCCGCUGCCAGCUCAGCAGCAGCUGCCAGCCUGGCACGCCUCGGAGCCAUGAUUGGUGGGGAGAGAGGCGCGGAGUACCAGAGGAAAGCAGCAAGAUGCGUGAUGGCUUUUGACGACCGUCUCUCCCGCAUGCCGCUCGCGCUACCCCAGAUGUGCUGCUCGCUGGAUCUCCUCGCUGCCACGUCAUCGCCAGCUCAGCGCCAGGUCAUCAUUGCCGGCCCGCGGGGCGCGCCUGAAACUGAGGAGCUGCUGAAUGGAGUGUUUUCCGUGUUUCAACCGAAUUGCAUUAUCAUACCAAUCGAUCCUGCCAACCAAUCAGAUGCUGCCUUCUGGCAGCAGCACAACCCACGUGCCCUUGCAAUGGCUGCCAAGGGCGUGGGUGACAUGUCGGCUGCAGAGGCAGCAGUGCCAGCUGGCGCCAUGUCAGGUGCCACGUCAGCAGCCUACGUGUGUCAGAACAUGACUUGUCUGGCGCCAGUGUCAGAGCCAGAAAAGCUGAUAGCCCUUCUGAAAGGAGGGAAUGCACUCUCAGACACCACCAUGGACGCCAAACGACGCGUUCUCGCUAUGGCGCUUCUGCUCCUCGUGCUCUCUGCGUUCGCCGUCACCGUCACAGAGGCGAAGAGAAACCGCGGGGGCCAGCAAAAGCUCUCCUCUCUCGACCAGGCCACGAAAGAUUCAAGAACUGCUCAGAACGACGUAGCAUACGCACAGAAACAAGCCGAUCAGUUUGCAGCAAAAGCGACCGCUGCGGUGGCGGCAGCGACACAAACGGAGACGGACGAAGCAACCGCGAAGGGAGACUACGAAACCAAGCUCGACGCGUUGGCGACAGCGGCGGGCGCGCUCCCGCCUCUCGAAUACGCACAGACGAAGGCGGAAGACUGGGCGGCUCUCGCUACGAAGAAGUACAACGCGGCUGUAGCGCGGCUCGCCCUCGCGAACAAGUACAAAACGUCUGUGACAGCCCUUUCCGCGCUGGUCGACGCCGCGGCUACCGCCGCCACAACCGGCUUGACCGCCGCCACGACCGACCUCAGCGACGCGAGCAGCGCCGCGACGGCCGCCGCCACAGCCGCCGACGCAAACCCCACGUCCGCGCUUCGCGCCGCGGCCGCCGCGAAGUACGUAGAGGUCGCAAUCGCACAGUCAAUCAAAUCCGCGUGGGAGGAUCACGCCGGAAUUCUCACCACCCUGCAGACUUCCUGCCAGGCCGUUGUCACUGCCGCGGAUGCUGAGGUUACCGCGGCCACAACGGACGAAGGAUCGACCAAGACGGAUAAAGACACAGCAGAUUCUGACCUCGUGGCGGCGAAUACGGCGCUGACGGCGGCGCAGGAGGCAUUUGAUUCCGCAAAAACGGAUUACGACAACUCGAAGCGUUUGUACGAAACGGCCAAGUCAUACACGAGCGCGGCGCGCAGCAACGAGCUGGACCUGCUCGCGAAGAACCGCGCCGCGCAGAUUAGGCUCCUAGGGAACUCGAUCGUCAGCGCCAAGGCGUCGCGCCGGCUCGUCUCGACGAUCACGAGCGAAACUACGAACAACCGCGCGCCGUGGCAGCAGAAAGCGGCGAGCAUGGCGGCAGCAAACCCGAACGCGCUGACGGAAAUGAGUGAGAUUGUGGCGUCGAGCAAGCUCCCUAGCAACGCGCUGUGA
Messenger RNA from Closterium sp. Yama58-4, 3684 nucleotides. The record is from the annotation of a GenBank genome assembly. Lineage: Eukaryota; Viridiplantae; Streptophyta; Zygnematophyceae; Desmidiales; Closteriaceae.